Molecule: messenger RNA, 10912 nt
Organism: Alligator mississippiensis (American alligator)
Lineage: Eukaryota; Metazoa; Chordata; Crocodylia; Alligatoridae
Gene: SLC7A1
Product: solute carrier family 7 member 1
Exons: 12
Coding region: 253-2121 (622 amino acids)
Biological process (GO): amino acid transport; transmembrane transport
Cellular component (GO): plasma membrane
Molecular function (GO): amino acid transmembrane transporter activity
Source: RefSeq, a predicted model, not a curated record
GGAGACGGAGCGGAAAGCAGAGGAGCAUCUGAAGCAGGGGUCAGAAAAUGAAGCAGCACACAAGUCAGGGAGCCACAGCCGGCGCAAGCGCAGUAGCAGAGCCCGCCUCGCCCGCCCGCGCCGCUAUGCCCCGCCCGCUGCUUGAGAAGGGGAGCGCCCGGCCCAGGUGCACAAGACCCGCGCGCCCCGCUGCAACCGGCUCUGGCAGCAGUAGCAGCAGCAGGCGCCGCCUCGGCAGGUCUUCACAAAAAGAUGGGGUGCCAGGGACUUACCAAUUUUGGGAACCAGCUGCUUCGCCGGAAAGUUGUGGAUUGUACCAGGGAAGAGAGCAGGCUCUCGCGAUGCCUCAAUACCUUUGAUUUGGUUGCUCUGGGUGUAGGUAGUACACUUGGGGCAGGUGUCUAUGUCCUGGCUGGAGCUGUGGCACGUGAAAAUGCAGGACCUGCGAUUGUCAUCUCCUUCUUGAUUGCUGCAUUGGCAUCUGUAUUGGCUGGACUGUGUUAUGGAGAAUUUGGUGCUAGAGUUCCAAGGACUGGAUCUGCUUAUCUCUAUAGCUAUGUGACUGUUGGUGAACUAUGGGCAUUCAUCACUGGGUGGAAUUUAAUUCUUUCUUAUGUCAUUGGGACAUCAAGUGUGGCCAGAGCCUGGAGUGCAACAUUUGAUGAAAUCAUAGGGAAGCACAUUGAGCAGUUCUGCCAAGCCUACCUGACUAUGGAUGCUCCUGGGGUGCUAGCAAAAUACCCCGAUGUCUUUGCUGUUCUCAUCAUCCUCAUUCUAACAGGUCUCUUAACUUUUGGUGUGAAGGAAUCAGCACUAGUGAACAAAGUAUUCACCUGUAUCAAUAUCCUCGUCCUCUGUUUCGUCAUGGUGUCGGGUUUUGUGAAGGGAUCCAUCAAAAACUGGCAGCUCUCUGUGGAGGACAUCCGUAACAUGACUCUAGUCAAUCAUACCCAGUAUGGUGUGGGGGGGUUCAUGCCAUAUGGAUUCACCGGAGUCCUCUCGGGGGCAGCCACAUGCUUUUAUGCCUUUGUGGGAUUUGACUGCAUUGCCACCACAGGUGAGGAAGUGAAAAACCCUCAGAAAGCAAUUCCCAUUGGAAUUGUCUCAUCGCUCCUGAUCUGCUUUGUUGCUUACUUUGGUGUGUCAGCUGCUCUCACUCUUAUGAUGCCCUACUGCCAGCUCGAUACCAACAGUCCUUUACCCAAUGCAUUUAAAUAUGUGGGUUGGGAUGGUGCCAACUACGCAGUGGCCAUUGGUUCACUCUGUGCCCUUUCUACCAGUCUCCUUGGCUCCAUGUUUCCUAUGCCUCGAAUAAUUUAUGCUAUGGCAGAAGAUGGGCUACUGUUUAAAUCGUUGGCCAAAAUCGGCGAGACGAGAAAAACCCCAUUCAUAGCAACGUUAAUUUCAGGUGCUUUUGCAGCUAUCAUGGCCUUGCUCUUUGACCUGAAAGAUCUUGUGGAUCUUAUGUCUAUUGGGACCCUCCUGGCUUAUUCCUUAGUGGCAGCCUGCGUGUUGGUACUGAGGUAUCAGCCAAAGCAACCUAACCUGGCAUACCAGAUGGCUAGUACAACAGAUGAGCCAGACAACAACGAAUCUGUGAGCACCAGUGAUUCGCAAACCGGUUUUCUGCCUGAAGAGGAUGAGAAAUGUUCCAUUAAAGCCAUCCUGUGCCCCAAGAACACAGACCCCUCCAAACUCUCUGGGUCUGUGGUUAACUAUUUAGCUGGUGUCAUAGGUGUUCUUAUUGUCAGCUGCUGUGUGGUGACCGUCCUUUAUGAAAGGGCUGUGAUUGAAGAUAAAGUUUUGUUUGGUAUCAUCACGGCUGUUCUCCUUUUCCUUUGCUCCUGUGUUACAUACAUUAUACGACAACAACCUGAAAGCAAAACCAAGCUGUCAUUUAAAGUACCUCUUUUGCCUUUUCUUCCUAUUCUGAGUAUUUUUGUGAAUGUUUACCUCAUGAUGCAGCUGGAUAAGUGGACUUGGAUACGGUUUGCUGUCUGGAUGCUUGUAGGCUUCUUUAUUUACUUUGCAUAUGGAAUGCGGCACAGUGUGGAGGCUACAUAUUCGGCACCACCAGAGCCAGAAACAAGGAUGGACCUCAAUUCAGACAGCUGUAAAUGACGGCGAGUUCAGCUAAAGAAGAGCUGGACAGCUGCUGCAGAGAUGAAAGCUAUAUCUUGGGGACCCUGACCUAUUUCAUUUGGUUAAUCAGCGAGGCAGAAAUAAUGAAAAUUAAGGUGGGAUUCCCAGCCUUGCUUCUGCAUCAGUCAAUUUGUUUGACCUUAGCAACACAAGAAGGGAUCACAGGGAAAAAGCCAAGACUCUGGCAUAGUCCUGACCAACACUGUAACCUGAGCUGGGGACACCUUUUUUUUUUUUUCCUCCAUAACUGCGUAGAAAGAAAAGAGCCUCUGUGUGCCAGUUAAUCUUCUGUGCUGCUAUGAGACUAGGCCUUGUCAAGGUCCUUCCAUUUGCCCUAUGAAUUUACUCCCCAGGGACUCUGUGCAGAGCACAUGCUGCAAUGCUAAUGUCAUUCUUAGGACUGUGUUACACAGUAAGUUUAGACAGCUUCUGGAGCUCUUAACACCUGGACUGGCUUCGCAUUAACACCUUAUAAGUGGCUUAAAGCGCUUAUUAUUUGUCUUAGUUACACCACUCGGGGGCAGGAUUAUCUCCUAUCCACCUAGUUCCUGUUCUGUUACAGAGUGGCUGCUUCCCACAGCUAUUCCACCCAAGUUGAAUUUUUUCAAUAUCCCAAAAUGCAGCAGCUGCUUCUGACUCAGCGUGAGCUGAGAUGCUGGGCCACAGUACCUUAUCCUCUGGGGAUGUCAGGCAGAGCAAGCUGUGCAGUCCUGGAGCGCCUGGCGGCCACGGUGUUUCCCACCACCACCUGGAUUGGCUCUGCUCCCACCAGUGGUGACAGGUGCUGUCUAAGCUCUGGAGGAAAAGGGAUCGGACUCCUUGGAGCUCAGACAGCGCCCAGCUGGCUGGCAGCCCUGGAGCUCUCUGGUCACAGUGAAACUGACAGCUGCUCUGCCCCAAGACCUUAAGGCAUGAAAGCUGGGAUGCACCUUCAUAUCAUAGAGCUGUGGCAGCUCUGCACUGAGAGCAGGGCUGUCAGGGCUUAAGCCCAACAGCCCCACUCUUGGGGCAGAGCUGCUAUAUCAGUUUCAGUGAGACCAGAGAGCUGCUUCCCCAGGACUCUGGUCUUGCUGCAACUUACAUGGGGGUGGGCCUACUCUGUCCAGUGGGAACAGCGAGUGGGGUCCUGCUCCUCGUCUUGUGCCUGUUAACCGAACCUCUAGUGGUAAGUCAAAGCUGUGCAGGUGAAGAAUAGUCAGAGCAGGAUUUUUGCCUUACUGUGUGGCUGCUCCACUAUGCCAAACGGCACUAAGCCGAUUAACAUUUUUUUGGCUUGCAGCAUCAACUCUAACAAGAAUCAGAUUCUUCAUUCUGGUGAGGGGAGCUAUACCACAAAAAAGCCCCUCAUCAUAAAAUAAUUUCCCAUCUGUUUAAACAAUAGCUAAAAGGUUUACGUUUUUAAAGAAAAAUAUGAAGUUCCAUUUUUAUUUAUGUUGAGUUUCUGAGUUAGGUAGUCAUGCUUUCAAAUGUAACAUUGCUGUGAUAGUUUUGGAAGGUUUAUAUUAGCUGUUCUUAGACUAAUUCACUUUUCCAGUAUGCAAAUGGUACAAAUGGAAAUGAGACUUUUCAGCUAUAGCUGCUUAAAUCUUUUAAGUGUAAGUUUUCAAUGGCUUUUUGUGUGGGCAUUUCCAGAAAGCUUUUCCUACCUCUUAGUAUCAGAAAUAGUCAAAACAGGACUGAAAAGAGUUAGGGUUAUUAGGAGAAAUAUUUGAGAGUCUGCAUCGUAAAACAAGUAUGGACCAAUUUUCCCCUCUCAAACCAGUGUAACACCAAGUUAACUCCUUUGAAGGUAGUAAAAUUGCUCCUCUCUUAGGCCAGUUUAAAUUAGAGGAGAGUUCGGCCUUGAGAGACUUGAUGUUGACUUCAGUGUUCAAGUCCUUCAAAAAUGAUGCAGGAAAAAGUCUUUUUGUAUUCUAGGGAGAUGGUAUUCUUAGACUCUCACAACUUCUGACAUUUCUCCAAGGUAAGCUUAAUGUAGGAUCUGAAAUGUCCUGUUCUCUGUUUGCACUCAGUGGAGCAUAUAAUCUGCCCUGGGAAACAGAAUUAAGCUCUAAAACCUGGUCUACACGCAUUUAGUCUGGUAUAACCUCCAGUGUUGAUGUUUUUCUUUUAGUAUAAGUCACUUUUUUUUUUGUUUUGCAUAAAUCGCUCCCCAAAUGAGAGAGGCUAAAGUCAGGAGGGUGGAAGGAGUCAGAUAUGCUGGUAUGAGAGGCUAAGAAAGUCCAGAUGGGUGAGUUAUACCAGUGUAAUCUUAUCAGUUGAAGUUUGCACCUUAGCUACAUGCUAACAAUCUUUCCCACUUAGUUUUGCUUAUGAGAAAACAGAAGAUUUUCACCCCUAGGCAUUAUUUAAGUUGUGCAUCUGCCCUCCAUUAGCAUCUUGUCUAAGAGUGUUGCUACAUGUUACAAUCAUGUGUGCUAACUCUAAGGAAUAUUCAGAGAAGAUUUUGAAAUUUGGACCAUGGGGUCUAGACCCCCACCAGGCCCCAUCCCCUCACCCCCACCUGCUCUCCCAGCCCUGUCAAUGGCUGCUUUGCCUAGCCCCAGUGUCCUGGCACUUAAAAACAAACAAACAAACAAAAAACAAAAACCCCCAAACAAGCAAACAAAAAGCCCUGCACUCACCGGCUGCAGUAGCAGCUGUUGGGGCCUCUAGGGGCUUGUGGCAGAGCACCUCCCCCCUGUGCAGUGGAGGGCAGCAGGGGAUGGCCCCCCACCUGGAAGCAGCUCAUGAGUGUGGGACUUAGGGGGGGGGGAAAAAAAAUGCUGGGGCUGGGUGGGGCAGCCAUUGACAGGGCUGGGAGAGCGGGUGGGGGAUGGGGCCUGUUUGAUUCCAAGAUUCGGCCAGUUCAGCAGUGGCCAAAUCUCUGAAUCAGAUUCAGCCGAAUUGAUUCGGGACAGUGAUUCAAAUAGCUGAGUGGAAUCACUGCUCCCCUAAUUGCCUGAAUCUGAAGCAAAUACUAGCCACUUUGCACAGGCCUAGUUAGCACUCUGUCUAACUUGCCAUUAGAGGGCUGGCAAGCAAGGGUGUGGCUUGGAGCUGCCAAACUUACCCUGUGGUUGCCUGACUCCACCCCUCCCUCCAUGGCUCCCCACUCACCUGAUAGUCUGGGGCAGUGGAGUUCCAGAUGAUUGAUCAUCCACAUGCUGGUGGGGAGAGCAUUUGGAGCAGUGCAGCAUACCAAAUGACUAGGAUACUGAAGGACUUCAGAUUGCUGCAACACAAACUGCCUGACACCAGCUGAAGAUGAUCAUUGUCCUAAGAAAAUAAUCAUUGUCCUAAGUCCUACUUUAAGAUGCUCGGAGGGCACCUAGAUUGUCUUUCUUUGCCUUAACAUGCAGGCAUUUCUGUCUUAAGAGCACAUAACACAUGGGAAAGGUAAUAGCUAACAACACCUUAAGCUACUCACAAUCCUAACAACAUUCCUAGGAGGUACUAUUUGUUGUUUUAUAAAUGAGGAAAUAUGGUUCACUGUCUGAACUGCUUACCUAAGCUAUCCCAGGAUGUGUGUGGUGUGGCAGGAAUGGACCCAGUUCUCCCCAAAUCCACUGGUUAAUGGCCCAAGCUUCCUCCCUAAUUCCAAAUAUGGCUUACACUUUGUGCCAGCUCUGAACAGUGGUGAAUUUUACCAUUGGUCUUUUAGUAGGUACUAAAGGACACUGCUUAUGGUCCCCAGGUUCAAAAUUUAUUCCAUGCUGUUUCAGUAAGAACCUGAUGGAACACACGGCUCUUUUCAUUCUGCUCUAUGUGCAGUCUACAGUACAACAUAAAAGGUUGAGUUCUGAUCUUGGAUGCAUGGCAGAUCUCAACUCUUGAGUCUGUUUCCUUGCACAUGUUGAAAUUCCAGAAGUAUUCGCUCAAACAGGGGGAGAAAAUUGUCAAAAUCAAGAGCUACCAGGCAGUAGAGUAUUGUCCUAAAAGCAGAUGUACCCAAUACAUACCGCAAGCUCCUUUAAAGGCAUUGAUAUCAGGGAAAAAAAUCCUAUGGUACCAAAACCAGCUGCAAACUCUUUUUUCCAACUUCAGCACCUAUUCUAAAUAGUUGUUAAAUUUAGCAUUGCAUGAACAUUUGGAAAAGGGUAAGUGCUGACUGAAAGUGGGUUUCCAAGGAAAAGCUAUUUAAAUGUUAUGCAGAUUGCUUGGUGUAAAAUGUUUUGAUAAAUGUUAACUUAUUUUUUUACUUGUAUUUCCUACUUCCUUAGGGACCUGUUUGGUAUUUAUGUCCCAGUACUUUAUUACAGCUUCUUAGAUGCACAGUGCAGAAAAUACCAGCACUUAGAGGAAAGGGAAAUUUUGAUGGAUAUACUUUUCCUUUAAUUUUCUUUUCUGUGAAUUCAUAGGAGAAAAACAUUUCAAUAUACAUUGAUCAAUAUUACUUUACGUACACCCUGCCCAAAGUUCUCUACAUGCAUUUCACAAACUGAAAGACAAAGGUCCUAAAAUCUUUCUAGUAUAAUGAUGCUAAAUAAGUAACUGAUUUUCUUUCCUUGAAUGUCCUUCUGUAACACAGAACAGGGUUACUGUCAAUGAAGAAGACAGGCAAAUGUUGCUGUAAUCUUGUGAAGAAUACACCUGCAUUUCUUUGAGCAUUUUUUGUAAAUAGUUCACUAAUUAUUUUAUGUUUAUAGGACUGUUUUAUACAGAUGCCAGAGCAUUUUGCCGGAUAUAAAGAGAACAUAUAGAAAUCAUGCCUUUUGGGAUGCCUAGUGUAAGAAUAGAUCUCUCUUUCUUAAAACAAAAAAGGGUGGAUCUUUGUAGGCAGCAUCUUGCCUCAGGAAUUUCAUCCCUUUUUUAACAAUAUUCAGUCAUUUCCUGUUUCUUUGCCCCCUCAGUUGAAGAUACAUAGGUGCUUGAUUUGAGGUAUUUAACAUUUUCCGUGCCGGUCCUUAGUAGGUUAAAAUGGGCAAUGUUUAGGUUGGGUGAACUGCUUCUCACCAUGAUGGGCAAUUUCCUCAUAAUAUUUAUUAAGGGAAUAGAGCCAAUCAGCCUUUCGUGAUGGGGAAAUUCAUUUCAAAGACUGAUCUCUUUUUGAAAAGUUACAUGCUUGAAAUCAUUUCAGGUUUAAUUUAAAAAAAAGGCAAAUGAAAAACUUCACCUGCAGGUUUUGCAUCUCCAUUUUCUCUCUGUUCCCUUGCUGUGGAGAUCUUCAUGUGCGCGCCCAGGUGCCAGACUCUUCUUUUGGUUAAUUUCUAGUCUGUGUCAUCUCCCUUAGUGGUUCAUUUUUGUCUUUCAGUGGCUUGUGUUGAUCAGUCAGCUUUGGCUGGGAUUGUGGGAUUGUCUUCAGUUUUUAAAUUGUCUAUCUUUUUUGUUUGUGAAUAACCUCAAGCCCCACCAUUGCUGCGCAGCAAACUCCCAGAAUGUACUUGUUUUACGAGAAAGGCUUGUGGGGCGGAGGUACAUUUAGCCGGUUCUCAAAGUCGAUGCAGGUAUCAAGCCUUGGAGCUCCUGUGGAAGUUUGACUAGCUUUUCCACUAACUUAUUUGGCUCAAUUGAUUCUGAGGACUUAUGGUAUUUCCACAGGGUCCUUGCAUUGCUCUUGAGACUGCUGCCAACAAGCACUGUAUUUACAUGAUUCCAAGAUGAAUCGCUUGCCUAAUCAGGCUCUCCGCAUAGCUGCUCUCUGUAGCAUGGGUCAAGAGCAGGGGUGGGCAAAAUGCAGCCUGGGGGCUGGAUGCGGCCCACCAGGCCAAUCUAUCCAGUCCGCGGGACCCCUAAAAAAAAUUUAGAAAAUUAAUAUUAAUCUGCCCUGGGCUGCCUGUCAUGCGGCCCUCGAUGGCUUGCCAAAACUCAGUAAGCGGCCCUCCGCCUGAAAUAAUUGCCCGAUCCUGGGCAAGAGCAAGUCAAGGGUGGCUUUGAGGCUUCCCUUGAAUCCAGAUCAGCAGCAAGGGGUAAGUAUAAACAUGUGCUUAGACUCAGUAGCAAAGGCCUAGUCUGGCUUGUGUAGGCAUAUCUCAGCUAUCUUCAGCUUGCCAUGUAGUGCAGCAGCAUGAAAAUCAGUGCAAGCAAAUGUUUUUGUGCAGGGUCUUGGCUGGGUGUUGCAGCCCCCAUUGAGCUCUAUGCCACUGCAGCUAUGUUAGGAUCCACACCAAAUGUUGUUUGUUUUUUUUUUAAAGCCAGGUUGGUUGCGUCUGCAUGAGCCAGUUGCAGCUUGGCUUGCUCUGUAGACAGAUCCUUUGGAUGGGGCUCCCAUGAAGAUCAGUCUGAUCCAUUGACUUCAAUGCAAGCAGGCUUAGGCCAUAAUGAAAAUGCUGCUAUCAACAGUUAGUGGACUGAAGUUGGAAAAUGGCUUUAGUGCUUUGUUUUCCUGUCUCUUGUGAUAAAUCUAAACAGAUUAGUGUGGGAUAGUUUCAACUUUAUCUGGCAAAUGCUUACAGUGAUCACUUUUUACUCUCCAUCCAAACUAGAUUCUAAAGAAAUGCAUUAAUAAUACAAAUGUGCAGGAGUAAGUUAAUCAUACAUGGUUACAUUGCUCCUGUAGACAACUAGCUUCCUUCUCUUUCCCUUUCAACUCUGUUAACAGAAAGAGACAUAGAGCAAUUUUGGUUAUACUUUGUAAAAUCAGCUUCUACAGCAGUUAGGUUUUUUAGAUGUAACAGUUCAAAUUGAUGUUCGUGAAUUCCUGCAAGUACAAGAAUCUCUGACCAUAAACACUGAAAAUGGAGAGUUGGAAAUGAAUGUUUGGUAUCAUCUUCGGCCUUUCAUGCAGAAGGUUUCAUUGUAAUCUCUUGCAUUGAUUUCAAAACCAGUGUUCAAGCAUUCUUCUGUUUUAACAGAAUGGCUGUUAUCCCUUCUCAUACCAAGAGCAUCCUUUUGUUUCUUCAUCCUCGAACUUGAUUAUUGGAUGUAAGUUUACAGAGAAGUUUCAAUUAACUGUCUUAGCCAAAAAUGCACUUAGUGUUUAAGGAUUGAAAAAAUACUUGGCAGAUGUGCGCUUCCUGACCAUACCUGUGCUGCAGGCCCCAGAAUAUCCUCUUGACAACUCAUCGAGUCCUCCUUCCUUCAGGAUUCCAGUUCAUGGCUUACUCUCCGCAUUGAAGCCAAAGCUUCUGGUAGAUGCAGUUUCAGGGGUCAGUAAGUGCAAUAGGUCACCUCCUUUUCCUCCCUCUCCUUAAAUUCACAUCAAAUGGCACUUCACUAGCCUGGAAACUGCUGUUUGGUACAUCAUUCACGUGGCAUGCAAUUCACCCCUGUGGACAGGUCCCCAAGCAAAGCCCUAGGUACCCCUUUUGCCUUAUGUUAAGGUUUUAAGGGGCCUUAUGUUAAGGUUUUAUGAUGCAUAGGCUCUUGUGCAGGGGUGAAGUUUGCCUUUUGCUGUAGAUGUUGUUUAACAUUUGUGUUUUUGUUGGCUGUCAUCAUUCUUGUGCUUGUACUUCAUUGGCAGCAUAGUCGAUGAAAUAUUACUAGCACUGAUGUGCAGUAGGAAGCUGCAUAGCUGCAGUCUAUUUUUCUAAUGCAUUUACCUAUGAAUUCUAACCCCUAUAAAGGCAGAAUUGUGUACAAAGAAUGUAUAUUUUUGUGCGUAUUUGAGUUGACAUAGUGUGGAAUAAAAAUCGGCCCAUUUCAGAUCGGGGAUGUUUGGGUUGAAGUCACUCUAUUGAGGUGGACAGGGACUUUUACCAAAAUGAGUAGUGGAUUUUUAAAAAAUGAAAUGUUUAUUGACAAGAAUGUAUAAGAAGCCAUGUUUGUACAGUAUUUCAUUGCUGUUAUUAGGAUGACUGAUGGAAUUUUGAUGGUCAACUGGUAUAUUGAGGGGUAGGUAACUCACUGCUUUCCUGAAGUAUGAGAUUUGGAAAAUAAUUUCAUCUACAGAUGUAUUGGACUUCCAGGUAAUAUCUUGGAAGAGACGCAUGAAAUGCGUGUUUUUGGAAUUUUUUUUUUUAAGCUACUUACCUACUAACAGUAGAAGCAUGAAAAUAUGGUAUUUAUUAAUAUGGUAUGUCUGGUUACUGUAUUAAUGUAUUAAUGCAUUAAUGUAUUAAUACUAUGAAAAUAUGGCUGAUUAUUAAGCUGGAAACCAAAUGACAUAAGAGCAUGUUUAUUAUAAAACUCUAGACCUCAGUUUUCUCAGGGUAUGUACUCUUGGCCUAUGUUCCAAGAACCAAGAUCAGUCCAAGACAUUCGGCUCUAAUCAGUGAGGCAUCUUUUCCCCUUGAUGACUUACAAUAAGUCUUUGGCAUCAUAACACCUGUUUUCCAGCUAACAGGAUGACAAUGGCAUGUGUUAAGUGAAGUUUUCUUUGUUUUUUGUUGUUGUGCUUUUCAGCUUUGGUUGGGUUGAGGAGCACAAAGAUGGAUGAAAACAUUGAACUAAUUUGUAUAUUGCGAACCUAUUGUGAAUUUACUUUGUUUAUUCGGUAAAGUUUCUUUUACUGACCAAGAAGCCAUGGAAGGGUUUGUGUAUUUUUUUUUUAAGCAAAAUGUAUAUAGCUUUGUUGGUUUAAUGUUCUAUUUUCCUAAUGAUUUCCUAAUUCUUACAUUUGUAUUUGUACAGUCCUAGGGCUUGUCCCAGGAACCUAGUUUUCUCUCUUUGGGGAUGUUUUCUUUCUUGUCUCUGUAUACUUUUAAUAGACUAUAGCCUUAAGUUUUCAAAAUGUGAAACUUGUGCCCAGAGCACAGCAUGGGCACACACAGAUGCUUUACAUCAGACGACACUGUAAAUAUUUCUCCCCUGGACUGUGCCUUUUGAUUUUGGAAAUCAGCUUGUAGCUAUGUGGUACAACAUUAAAAUUUGUCCUAAAAUUUAAAUAAAUUAUGUCUACUGUUUCACCCUU